Trichoderma harzianum CBS 226.95 is the source of this 1215-nucleotide messenger RNA. RefSeq lists its product as hypothetical. The transcript has 4 exons. The record is from RefSeq and is a predicted model, not a curated record. Lineage: Eukaryota; Fungi; Ascomycota; Sordariomycetes; Hypocreales; Hypocreaceae. The coding region runs from base 1 to 1215 and encodes 404 amino acids.
AUGGCUAACCCCCCACCCGAACCAGAUCUUCUACGUCCCUAUGGGGAUCCGGAAAAGGGCGUUGCUAAUAAUUGGUUUCGUGUGAAAUUCCGGUUCACAAGAGAAGAUAUCUUGAAGUGGAUGAAAGAUGUUGCAUCGAAAAACAAUCCCAACUGCCCCCCUGAAGAAUUAAGGACCGACGACCAUUUCAAAUUCUUGUUGGAAGUCUAUGACCAGCUUGAGUCUCUCGCGACGGGCGGUGAAAACUACGAAAAACCAGCCCUGAACAAGCACAAGUGCCACAUUUAUCGGGAGCUUAAUCCAGGCUAUGGCCCUAAACAGACUCAGAGCAAACUGGUUUCGGACUAUUUGGUCAAGUCGUGGACCAACAACUACGACAGCGGUCCGGAUGUCAGGAACAUCAACUUAAACUACUGGUGCAUCUAUGACCUGAUCGGUCUGUUCUUGAGUUUGCUGGGCAGUGCGCCUCCGGCAGCCGACAGAAACAACUACUUUCUUCCCCUAACUGCUGUCUACGCAAGAUGGUGCAGCAGACUCGCCGGGAAACUGAAGAAUAAGGCCAGCCAGGCGCCCUCCGAUCCUGGAGUCGGUCCCAUACCUAUGAUGUUCCAAUGCACUUGGCGUGACCGAAAAGAUGGGAAAGGUAAAUGGUUUUUCCUCGGCGCAUCGCUGGGAGGAGAUCAAUUCGCAGACAAUCCUUCCGGAGCAGAUUGGCAAAUGAAGGUGCAAAUGGAGCGGUUCCGAAUUCUGCGAGAGCAUCAACAAACGGUAAUGGUCCGGGACGGUGACUUCAACUCAACUGAGCCUGAAAAGAAUUUGCCCGAUGGGACGGGAAAUCUUUGGGGUAAUUGUGCCGAGACCUAUCCUUUCGUUCAAUGCAUGGACGCGUUCGAUGUGAUAAACAGCAACCAGAACGUGCAGGGCCUUGCCCUCUCGAAGCUGUUUAUCGACCAAAAAAAACCUGUUACAGAUUACAGCGGUUACGCUGAUGAUCUCAUCUGGAAAAGCGUCAGGCCUCCUUGUCGUAACUGCGGGGAUAUCCUCCGAAGGGUCCAGGCGAAUCAAGAUUUAUUUGCACAAGCAUUUGAGAUGGAUAGGGCUCCUCUCCGCAAUCCACCGGCUCCUCCACAAGACGCUGAAGUCGAGGAGGGUUUUGUCAUACGGGACAUGAAAGAACCACUGAUCCAAGAAAUGGUGGAGGUGACAUCGAAUUAG